GGAAGAAGUACACAAAAGGCCGUGGCCAACAGCAUGUAGCCGCGGCGGAUUCACGCAACAUCAACAAACAGUUUUAAAUUGAGCCGCUUCGAGCCGUUUCCUACGAGUUGCGCGUAUUUUUUUUUAAAGAAGCUGACAGAGAGACGAUUCCUCACCGGAGAUGGGAGUCCCGGCGUUUUUCCGUUGGCUUAGCCGAAAGUAUGCGUCAAUCAUUGUGCACUGCGUGGAGGAGAAGGGGAAACAGUGUAACGGAGUCCGUAUUCCUGUGGACACGACCAAGCCGAACCCCAACGACGUGGAGUUUGACAACUUGUACUUGGACAUGAACGGGAUCAUUCACCCGUGUACACAUCCGGAGGACAAACCUGCUCCCAAAAACGAAGACGAGAUGAUGGUCGCCAUCUUUGAGUACAUCGACCGCCUGUUCAACAUCGUGCGGCCCAGGAGGGUUUUGUACAUGGCCAUCGACGGAGUGGCUCCGCGCGCCAAAAUGAACCAGCAGCGCUCUCGUCGGUUCCGUGCCUCCAAAGAGGGCGUGGAGCUGACAGAGGAGAAGCAGCGCAUGAGGGAGGAGGUCAUCCAGAGAGGCGGUUAUCUUCCUCCAGAGGAGAUUAAGGAGAGAUUUGACAGCAACUGCAUCACUCCAGGAACAGAGUUCAUGGACAACCUGGCACAAUGUCUUCGAUACUACGUCGCAGAAAGACUCAGCAACGAUCCGGGAUGGAAGAACGUCACCGUUUUGUUGUCUGACGCGAGUGUUCCCGGUGAAGGUGAACACAAGAUCAUGGACUACAUCCGGAGACAGAGAGCUCAACCCAACCACGACCCGAACACACACCACUGCCUGUGUGGAGCCGACGCCGACCUGAUCAUGCUUGGCCUUGCGACUCACGAGCCGAACUUCACCAUCAUCAGGGAGGAGUUCAAGCCCAACAAGCCCCGACCCUGCGCGCUCUGCAACCAGAUGGGCCACGAGAUCAAAGACUGUCAGGGGACGGCCCGAGAGAAACAGGGACAACAUGACGAAUUCGCAGACACGAUGCCGACGUCUGAGCAGGAGUUCAUCUUCAUCCGACUGUGUGUGCUGCGGGAGUACUUGGCCAGAGAGCUCACCAUGGCCAGUCUGCCGUUUCCCUUCGACUUCGAGAGGAGCGUUGACGACUGGGUCUUCAUGUGCUUCUUCGUCGGGAACGACUUCCUCCCUCACCUGCCGUCUUUGGAGAUCAGAGAGGGAGCCAUCGACCGUCUAGUCAACAUCUACAAAGACGUCGUGCACAAAACCGGAGGCUACCUGACAGAGAACGGCUACGUCAACCUGGAGCGGGUGGAGUUGAUCAUGCAGGCCGUGGGCGUGGCCGAGGACAACAUCUUCAAGAAGCGUAAAGAGGACGAUGAAGGCUUCAAGAGGAGGAUGAAAGAGAAACGAAAGAGGAUGAAGGCAGAGAAGCAGCGAGGCCCCGCCUACCUGACCGGCGGGCAGUUCGCCCCGCAGGCCCUGGGUCGACGGGACCGACCCGAGCCCGUCCAGAACGCUCGGCACCAGGCCUUCGACAUGCGGAUGCAGGGCAACAAGGACGCGGCUCAGUCUCUGAAGGCCACGAUGAAAAACGGAGGCAACUCGUCUGCAGGACCCAGCGACGGUGCUGACGGUCGGGGCGUGAAGAGGAAAGCCGAGGACAGCGACAGCGAGCCGGAGCCCGAAGACGUCGUCAGGCUGUGGGAGGACGGCUGGAAGCAGAGAUACUACAAGACCAAGUUCGACGUGGAUGUGUCAGACGAAGACUUCAGGAGGAAGGUGGUGAAGUCGUACGUGGAGGGUCUGUGCUGGGUGCUGCGCUACUACUACCAGGGCUGUGCCUCCUGGAAGUGGUACUUCCCGUUCCACUACGCUCCUUUCGCCUCUGACUUUAAAGAUAUUAAGGAAAUGUUCACCGACUUCGAGACAGACACCAAACCGUUCAAGCCCCUGGAGCAGCUGAUGGGAGUGUUUCCUGCCGCCAGCGGCAACUUCCUGCCUCCAACAUGGAGGAACCUCAUGUCCAGUCCAGAAUCUUCUAUCAUCGACUUCUACCCCGACGACUUCGCCAUCGACCUCAACGGCAAGAAGUACGCCUGGCAAGGUGUGGCCUUGUUGCCGUUUGUGGAUGAGCGUCGGUUGCGGGCGGCUCUGUCAGACGUCUACCCGGAACUCUCGCCCGAGGAAGAGAAAAGAAACAGUCUGGGAAGCGACGUCCUGUUCCUCAGUAGAUCUCACCCGCUCUUCGACUUCAUCCACGAACUUUACCGCACAGAAUCUCACGAGGACACAGACAUCCCGGCCGAGCUCUGCCAUGGAAUCCUCGGGACAUUAAAUCUGGAUGACAACCCAAUUCUACCAGACAAAUCGGUGCCAUCGCCCAUCCCGGUGCUGAGGGACAUUUCACAGAACAGUGCGAUCGGAGUGAAGUUCAGGGAUCCACAGUUUGCAGAUGGUUUUGUGUUCAAGGCUGUUCUGCUGUCUGGAGCCAAGAUGCCCAACAAGGUGCUGAAACCAGGCGACUGGGAGAAGGGGAACCGGGAGCCCUGGAGGCCUCAGCUGGGCUUCAACCCCAACAGGCACCAGGCUCAUCUGGACCAGUCCGGCUUCAGGGCCCUGGGUCACAGUAUGAACAGGAACCAACAUGGCGGAGGACAGUACAGCAGCGCACCGCCGCCCAACAGCUACCAGAGAGGAAACUACCGUUCUCCACACGGCAGCGGCCACCAGCCGUUCCAACAUUCCAGGCAGAACAGUUUGUUGGGAACGCCGCCCUCCUUCCAGCAGCAGCAGCAGUAUCCCAGGCAGCAGCAGCAGUACGGAGGAGGAGGAGGGGGAGGGGGGGGUCACGGCUGGGAUCGGGCCAUGCAGUCGCAGCAGUCGUCGUACCAGCAGAACGCCAACCGUGGGCGGGGCGGAGGUGGAGGCGGCGGCGGCUACCAGCAGCGCUACGACCAGCGCAGAGACGACUGGCAGGAUCGCCGGGACGAUCGCCGGGACAACCGGGGGCAACAGCAUCAGGGCCGAGGCUCCUUCCCCCCUCCUCCUCCCCCUCCCCCCUCCAGGAGAUACGAGUGGAACUAGAACUCUGACACGACGACGGACUGUAAAGGGGGGGGGGGGGCAACAUUUUUAAAAGGAGAAACACGUCGUCAUCAUUUUUUUUUUCACUUUAUUGUCUUGUACAAUUGUAAUUCUCUUUUUUCCCUUUCUUUUUAUCCUUUACUUUCAAAGAGAACUUUGUCGUGUAAAUGUGAUUUUUAAGAUAAACUGUAACACUCGCGAGUCGAGGACAAAGUGUCCGGUCGCGUUUCUUCUUUUUGAGAGGAAGUCUCCAAAAACGGUCGUCGUGAUUUACAGCACGAGACGAAGAAGAGGAAAGAUGUCGCUCAAUGUUGGAAUCAUAUUUGUCUAUGUCUCUGGGAAAAUAAACUUGUUUGGUUUCCAAUGAA
This is a messenger RNA of Scophthalmus maximus (turbot), 3468 nucleotides long. It is a transcript of the gene xrn2, whose product is annotated as 5'-3' exoribonuclease 2. The coding region runs from base 161 to 3100 and encodes 979 amino acids. The transcript is spliced from 31 exons. Gene Ontology annotation, cellular component: nucleus. The record is from RefSeq and is a predicted model, not a curated record. Gene Ontology annotation, molecular function: 5'-3' RNA exonuclease activity; RNA binding. Gene Ontology annotation, biological process: nuclear-transcribed mRNA catabolic process. Lineage: Eukaryota; Metazoa; Chordata; Actinopteri; Pleuronectiformes; Scophthalmidae.